AUGGACCGCAAGCGGAACAUCCGUAACAUGUCCGUUAUUGCUCACGUCGAUCACGGAAAAUCCACCCUUACCGACUCUUUGGUUUCGAAAGCCGGUAUCAUUGCCGGAGCCAAGGCCGGAGAAACUCGUUUCACCGAUACCAGAAAGGACGAACAAGAAAGAUGUAUUACCAUCAAGUCUACUGCCAUCUCUAUGUUCUUUGAGCUCGAUCGCAAAGAUCUUGAAUUCGUCAAGGGAGACGCUCAGGUUGAGACCGUCGAAGUUGACGGAAAGAAAGACAAAUUCAACGGAUUCUUGAUCAACUUGAUCGACUCACCCGGACACGUUGACUUCUCGUCUGAAGUUACCGCGGCUCUUCGUGUGACUGAUGGAGCUCUUGUUGUCGUCGAUUGCGUCUCUGGUGUGUGCGUCCAGACCGAGACCGUACUUCGUCAAGCCAUCGCUGAACGCAUCAAGCCAAUUCUUUUCAUGAACAAAAUGGACCGUGCUCUCCUCGAACUUCAACUUGGAGCUGAAGAGCUUUUCCAGACAUUCCAGCGUAUCGUCGAAAACAUCAACGUUAUUAUUGCCACCUACGGAGACGACGACGGACCGAUGGGACCAAUCAUGGUCGAUCCAUCUAUCGGAAACGUCGGAUUCGGAUCUGGACUCCACGGAUGGGCCUUCACUCUCAAACAAUUCGCCGAGAUGUACGCUGACAAGUUCGGAGUUCAGGUUGAUAAGCUCAUGAAGAACCUUUGGGGAGAUCGUUUCUUUGACUUAAAAACCAAGAAGUGGAGCAGCAGCCAGUCUGCUGAUGCCAAGCGUGGAUUCAACCAAUUCGUCUUGGACCCGAUCUUCAUGGUUUUCGAUGCCAUCAUGAACAUCAAGAAGGACAAGACCGCCGCUCUCGUCGAGAAACUCGGAAUCAAGCUCGCUGCUGACGAGAAGGAUCUCGAAGGAAAGGCUCUCAUGAAGGUCUUCAUGCGCAAGUGGCUCCCAGCCGGAGAAACUAUGCUACAAAUGAUCACCUUCCAUCUUCCGUCGCCAGUUACUGCCCAAAGAUACAGAAUGGAAAUGCUCUACGAAGGACCACAUGACGACGAAGCCGCUGUCGCCAUCAAGAACUGCGACCCUAACGGACCGCUCAUGAUGUACGUCUCAAAAAUGGUUCCAACUUCCGACAAAGGACGUUUCUACGCUUUCGGACGUGUCUUCUCUGGAAAGGUCGCCACCGGACAGAAGGCUAGAAUCCAGGGACCAAACUACGUUCCAGGAAAGAAGGAGGAUUUGUACGAGAAGACCAUCCAGCGUACUAUUCUCAUGAUGGGAAGAUACAUCGAGCCAAUUGACGAUAUUCCAUCUGGAAACAUUGCUGGUCUCGUCGGAGUUGAUCAAUACCUCGUCAAGGGAGGAACCAUCACCACCUACAAGGAUGCCCACAACAUGCGUGUCAUGAAGUUCUCUGUCUCUCCAGUCGUGCGUGUCGCCGUUGAGGCUAAGAACCCAGCUGAUUUGCCAAAAUUGGUCGAAGGACUCAAACGUUUGGCCAAGUCCGAUCCUAUGGUUCAGUGCAUCUUCGAAGAAUCUGGAGAGCACAUCAUUGCCGGAGCCGGAGAAUUGCAUUUGGAAAUUUGCCUCAAAGAUUUGGAAGAGGAUCAUGCCUGCAUUCCACUCAAGAAGUCUGAUCCGGUCGUCUCUUACCGUGAAACUGUCAGUGCUGAAUCCAACCAGAUCUGUUUGUCGAAAUCGCCAAACAAGCACAAUCGUCUUCAUUGCACUGCUCUCCCAAUGCCAGAGGGUCUUGCCGAUGAUAUCGAGAACGGAACUGUCAAUGCUCGUGACGAAUUCAAGGCUCGUGCCAAGAUUCUCGCUGAGAAAUACGACUAUGAUGUCACUGAAGCUCGUAAGAUCUGGUGCUUUGGACCAGACGGAACUGGACCAAAUCUCUUGUUCGAUGUCACCAAGGGAGUUCAGUAUCUUAAUGAAAUCAAGGAUUCCGUUGUUGCUGGCUUCCAAUGGGCUACUCGCGAAGGAGUUCUUGCUGACGAAAACGUGCGCGGAGUUCGUUUCAACAUUCACGAUGUCACCCUCCACGCUGACGCAAUUCACAGAGGAGGUGGUCAAAUUAUCCCAACUGCUCGCCGUGUGUUCUAUGCUUCUCUCCUUACUGCUUCACCAAGAAUUCUCGAACCAGUGUACUUGGUCGAAAUUCAGUGCCCAGAAGCUGCCGUUGGAGGUAUCUACGGAGUGUUGAACAGAAGAAGAGGAGUUGUCUUCGAAGAAAUGCAAGUCGCAGGAACCCCAAUGUUCGUCGUCAAGGCUCACUUGCCUGUCAAUGAAUCAUUCGGAUUCACUGCUGAUCUCCGUUCCAACACCGGAGGACAAGCCUUCCCACAGUGCGUGUUCGAUCACUGGCAAGUCAUGCCAGGAGACCCACUCGAGCCAGGAACCAAGCCAAACCAGAUCAUCCUUCAGACAAGAACAAGAAAGGGACUUAAGGAGGGUAUUCCAGCUCUUGACAACUAUCUCGACAAGAUGUAA
Molecule: messenger RNA, 2523 nt
Organism: Caenorhabditis bovis
Lineage: Eukaryota; Metazoa; Nematoda; Chromadorea; Rhabditida; Rhabditidae
Source: the annotation of a GenBank genome assembly